Messenger RNA from Haemonchus placei, 3051 nucleotides. The record is from the annotation of a GenBank genome assembly. NCBI's taxonomy places the organism in Eukaryota, Metazoa, Nematoda, Chromadorea, Rhabditida, Trichostrongylidae.
AUGCGACAACUAGAAGAAGCUCGAUUAGAACAAGAGAUGAAGCGUCAAGCUGAGCGUGAAGCGGCUCGUAAAGAAGCUGAACGCCAACGGCAGAUUGAGGCUGAGAAAAUGCGGUUGAAGGAGAUGCAGACCCAGAAACAGCGUGAAGCAGAGUUGACAGCGCAGCGUCAGCAACGCCAGAAAACGUUGACGUUCCAACUCCAGGCGCUCAGUGAGAAGGCGGUGGACACGGAAGCGAACGUAACAAAGGCUCGAGAACGUAUUGCUGAGAUUACCCACGAAAUUGAAGGUAUGAGGGAUCAGCGUGACGAGAAAAUGCGUCGCAUUGCAGAAUUGCAGGCGAACAAUCAGCAGAAAACCGAAGAUUACGAAACGGCACGAGCGGAGUUGGUCAAGGCCCGCGAUGAUUACCGAAGAGUAUUGCAUACACUGGCGGAUUUGCAAACUCAGGCUCGCACGAAGUUAUCCGAACGCGACGCGGAGAAUGCAAGGCUUGCGGCCGAGGCUAAGGCGAAGGAGGAAGCCGAACGGGAACAGGAGUGUAGGCGUCGUGCAGCCGAAGAAGCCGCGAAUACUGUUCAAGCGUUGGCAUUCGGGGAAGUGUUUCCAGGCCAGGCUACCAAUACAACAGCAGCUACGACGAAUGGUUCUGCAGCCAAUAAAGAUGCAGCACCGGUUGUGAAACAAGAUAGCGUUUCAUCUACUGGUAACUCAUUACCACUUGCUAGCGCCGGAGGCACAACGAAAUAUCGAGCCUUGUUCGAAUUCAACGCCAGGAGCGAGGAUGAGCUAAGCUUCCAGCCGGGUGACGUUAUUCUGGUUUUUGAGUCACACGCUGCCGAACCAGGCUGGAAAGCUGGACAGAUUCGAGAGAAGGUCGGAUGGUUCCCUGAAGCGUUUGCUGAACCUAUUGCUCACGUCUCGUCUGCAGUAGGGCAGCCGAUUCAAAAUAUGCCACCAAACGUUACUCCGUCUCCGUCAUUAGACCGAAUACCAGAAGAGUCCGUGGUCAAGUCGGUUAUGGCACUAGCAGAAGCGAAACCAGUGGAGGCGGCUCCUGUCACAGUUAUAUGCUCCUGUGUAGCGCAAUUCCCAUGGAAAGCACGCAACGAAGGGGAUCUGUCCUUUGCAAAAGGCGAUCAAAUCGAGAUUAUCGAGCAGCAGGAAAUGAAAUGGCGAGGUCGUAAAGCUGACGGGUCUGUGGGUUGGUUCCCGAAGAGUUAUGUGAAAGUAGUUAGUCAGGGAGCUGCAAACUCGCAACCAUCAUCCGCUACGCAGUCGGUCGAUAAGUCAACACCGGUUGCCAGCUCACCAACGACUGGCCCUGUGACACCAACUGGAAAGACCACAAGCGGUGGAAGUGGAAACGCUUCUAGACAGGUUCAUUUUNUCAUCUCAACAGGAACACCAACCGAGUCACCUGCAACAGCCCCUACUUGGUAUGUGGCCAUGUUCGAUUUCGAUGCUGUUGAACCAACCGAUUUGUCGCUAAAAGUUGGGGAUCGAAUUAUGGUUCUUGAGCGAAACGACGAUUGGUGGAGAGGGCGAUGUAAUGGCCGUGAAGGAAUCUUUCCUGCCAACUAUGUGCAAAAAUGUGAAACACCGGUAGGAGCCUCGAUACCAAUACUUUGUCGAGCUCGCGCUGUCGCCGAUUUUGAAGCAACAGCAGCAAAUCAAUUGAGCCUACGAAUUGGUGACAUUGUCUCUGUCCGUGAAAAGAGCAACACUGGUUGGUGGGAAGGUGAAUUGCAACGUGACGGUCGAGCCAGCGCUGGAUGGUUUCCUGGUGAUUAUGUCGCUCCUAUUGUGAGUUCGAAAAUUUCCGAUGCAGGCAAUCAGAACACAGCCACCGCGCUAUUCGAUUACGUAGCUGGUCAAUCGGACGAGUUGUCGUUUCGUGCUGGUGAUGUGAUUGUGAUUGUGGAAAAGAAAGACGCUGAUUGGUGGGCGGGGCAUAAAAUUGACACGCCAAACGUUCGUGGCCUAUUCCCAGCAAAUUAUGUGCAAUUGAGCAAAGCUCAUAUUUAUCUCUACGACAGCUCGUUGUACUAUCCUACUAAUCUUUCUCAACUCAUUGACAGGAACAACCUUGGCAACGGCACUCUCAGGUCUUCCAUGCCGUCAACUGCAACAACAUCUCAAUCGCUUUAUGAAAUUCCACCUGGUUCGGGUCAGGUGGCUGCGUAUCCUCGCCCAGAUAUGCAAUUCGGAUGGUCAGAGGAUGAAUCCUGCUACGACAUGCCUCCAGGACCAUCAAAUAGUCAUCUGUAUGAUGUACCGCCUGAGUUGGAAGAAAAUACUGCCCAAUUUGAUAAACUUACGGAGGAACUUCUAUCGACUGAGGAGCGAUAUCUUGGUGAUUUAUUAUUAGCCAAAAAACUAUUCUAUGACACGCUUAUUACUUUGCCUUAUCGACAUGAAGUGGACACUAUAUUUCUGCAUUGGGAUCAGCUGAUCGAAGUUUCACGGAGAAUCUACCUGGGACUGAAAAAUCGCACCUCUCCUGGUCACGUAUUUAUUUCGGAAAUCGACUCAUUAUCGGUGUUCGUGGCAUUCUGUAGUCAUCAGCAAGCAGCACUGGAUGCAUUAAAUCAAUUACUGACUCAUCCAGACGCCAAGAAACUCUAUGCCAAAUGUACGGCGAGCAUUGCCGCUCGAGGCAUGAGUCUGACCACGUUUCUUCUGAUGCCUCUUGGUCGUAUCACGAGGUAUCCACUGCUUAUCGAAAAAAUCCUCAAAGAAAGCGAUCCUCGGGGUGACUUAUAUCAGGACUUAGACACCGCUCUUCAACUUCUUCGUGCUUGUGUCUCUGAAGUGAAUCAUGCUGUAACCGAAGAAGAGAAUGUAUUCCUUCUACGUUGGGCACAAUCCCAUGUGAAAUGUCCUCCAUCAUUGGGACUCGACUUCACCUCUGAUACACGCCUUUUGGGUCCACGAUCAUUUCUUCACUCUGGUGUGCUAUACAAGCAACGUAGUGGACGUCUUUUAGUAGCGAUUCUAUUCAACGAUUUCCUUCUGUUGACUACAUCGGACGAUCACAUAUCGCAGGUA